AUGGCAGAACCAGCCGGGGCCCGCGUCCUCGAUGCCCUUCGCGGCGGUGAGGCGAUCCCACGCGAAGCGGAGGUCGCCCCUGGCACCCUGUGCGCUCCGAUGGGCACGACGACGUCGACGGGCAGGCGCAGUGCGCCGACGCGUGGCGCGUCGCGCAAAGCGCGCUACCAUUAUCGGAAUAGGCACGAUGAGGUCCUCACGAAUGUGUUUCAGAUGCUUGGGUACGUUGGCAAAUUCGUCCCAUGUGGCAACUUUGAACAGCCGUUCGCGAAUCACUUCUUCAAACAGUAUGACGUGGAUUGGAAAGAAGUUGCAUAA
Molecule: messenger RNA, 318 nt
Organism: Prorocentrum cordatum
Lineage: Eukaryota; Dinophyceae; Prorocentrales; Prorocentraceae
Source: the annotation of a GenBank genome assembly